AGAUUAUCCGCCCAUUCUUUUAUAUUUGUGUUUCGCUGUCGCGGCUGCCGGCGAUCUCGCUGUUCCGACACCGAAGCCGGUGAAUGUGAGCCUGGUGACGGCCGCCGUCCGCCGCCAUGGCGAAUUACCUCGCCCAAUUCCAGGCCAUCAAGAACACCUCCGAUCGCCUCGUCGUGGCAGUUGAAGAUGUGAGUGACUUGUGGCCUAGUGUAAAAGAAGGUUUAGAAAAACGCUUGCCUUUGAAGAAGGCCAGUUUAAAUAACAAGACAAGGAAUCCUGUCUAUGUGGAGAAUCUUCAGGCUGAGUUCAUAUUAACCACUGAUUCAAGGUUGCGUAGCCGGUUUCCCCAAGAACAGUACCUCUUUUGGUUUCGAGAACCGUAUGCAACUAUCGUUCUAGUUAGCUGUGAGGACCUUGAUGAAUUCAAGACGAUCCUAAAGCCUAGGUUGAAGUUAAUUGUGCAAAAUGAGGAACGCGAAUGGUUUAUUGUCUUUGUAUCAAAAGCACACCCCAAUAAUGACCAAGCAACUAAAAAUGCAAAGAAGGUUUAUGCAAGACUGGAGGUUGAUUUUAACACCAGAAAAAGAGAAAGGUGCUGCAAAUUGGACUUAAAUGGAGUAGAUGCAAGCUUCUGGGAGGACUUUGAUUUCAAGAUAGUGGAAUCUAUCAGAAAUACAUUAGACAGACGUGCCCAGUUUUAUGAAGAGGAAAUAAGGAAAAUGAGUGAACAACGUCUAAUGCCAGUCUGGAACUUCUGUAAUUUCUUUAUUUUGAAGGAGAGCUUGGCUUUCAUGUUUGAGAUGGCACAUCUCCAUGAAGAUUCAUUACGUGAAUACGAUGAGCUUGAACUUUGCUAUAUAGAAACAGUUAGUACUCCUGGAAAACAAAGGGAUUUUGGAGGAUUGGAACAUGGUGAUGAUCAGGCUGCAUUAUUGAAGCCUGGAUUCAAACCUUUAUCUCAAAUUGUCCAGGAUGAUUCAUUCAGAGAAUUUGAGUUCAGACAAUAUUUAUUUGCACGCCAAGUGAAGCUACUAUUUAGAUUAGGUCGUCCAUUAGAGGUCGUGAUGAGGGGCUAUUCAUUCAUUAUCAGCUUCUCAAAGACACUGGCUUUGCAUGAAAACACCCUUCCUUUCUGUUUGCGUGAAGUGUGGGUGAUAAGUGCUUGCUUAGCUAUUAUCAGUUCAACUUCGUCAACUUAUGAUGGACUUGCUGCACCUGAUAAUGAGAAGGAAUUUUAUCGUUUACAUGGAGACCUUUAUUCACUUUGUCGCAUUAAGUUCAUGAGACUUGCAUAUUUGAUCGGUUAUGGAGUUGAAAUAGAGAAAAGUCCUGUCAACAGUGCUUCGUUAAGCAUGUUGCCCUGGCCAAAGCCAUCUAUUUGGCCAGCUGUUCCAGAAGAUGCUUCCGCUAAAGUGCUUGCAAAGGAAAAGCUGAUUCUUCAAGCAAACCCCAGAAUGAAGCACUUUAAUAUUCAGAGAAAACAAUUGCCGUUAGAACCUUCUUCACUUCUACGAGAAGCUAAUAGACGAAGGGCUUCCCUUUCUGUUGGAAACUUAUCUGAGUUAAUUGAUUACCGUCAAAUAGAUGGUUCAGGUAUAGAUGGACACCAAAAAUUUUCUCCAAGUACAACAAAUUCAAUGUCACGAACAUACUCUGGACCAAAUUUGGAAAGUUCUUUGUCCCUUGAUCGCCCUAUGAGGAUAUCAGAAGUCCACGUUGCAGCUGAGCAUGCACUCGAGAAUACAGUUACUGAUCCAGAUUUGUUAAAAUCCUUAUCUUCUUUGGAAGAAUUCGAACAAAAGUAUAUGGAACUAACAAAAGGAGCUGCUGAUAAUUACCAUCAUUCAUGGUGGAAGAGGCAUGGUGUUGCACUUGAUGGAGAAAUUGCAGCUUUAUGCUUUAAACAUGGAAAUUAUGAUUUAGCUGCAAAGUCCUAUGAGAAGGUUUGUGCUCUAUAUGCCGGGGAGGGGUGGCAGGACCUCUUGGCUGAAGUCUUGCCAAACCUUGCAGAGUGUCAGAAGAUACUUAAUGACCAAGCUGGAUACCUCUCAUCUUGUGUUCGCUUGUUGUCUCUGGAGGAUGGUUUAUUCUUGGCUAAAGAACGACAAGCUUUUCAGUUAGAGGUUGUUCGUCUUGCACAUAGUGAAAUGAAACAUCCAGUACCCCUUGAUGUUUCAUCGCUGAUCACAUUUUCAGGCAAUCCUGGUCCACCACUUCAGUUAUGUGAUGGAGACCCUGGUACACUUCCAGUAACUGUUUGGAGUGGCUUUCCUGAUGAUAUUACUUUGGAGUCUCUUAGCUUGACACUUACAAAUACUCUUAAUACAGAUGAAGGUGUCAAGACAAUAAAAAGUUCAGAUGCUCAUAUUCUCAAACCUGGUAGGAAUGUCAUCAAACUUGAUGUGCCUCCACAAAAGCCAGGUUCCUAUGUUCUUGGAGUUCUUACAGGACAGAUUGGCAACUUGAGGUUUAGAUCCCAUAACUUUUCAAAAGGUGGGCCGCAAGAUAAUGAUGAUUUUAUGAGUUAUGAGAAACCAACCAGACCUGUUCUGAAGGUGCUCAAGCCAAGAACUCUAGUGGAUAUUUCUGCUGCAGUAUCAUCGGCUUUGUUAAUGAAUGAACUCCAAUGGCUUGGACUUAUAGUGAAGCCAAUAGACUACUCUCUCAAGGGUUCUCUUUUAAGCAUAGAUACUGGUCCUGGGUUGAUGAUUGAUGAGUCUCAUACAAUUGAUAUUAAUGAGUAUGCAAAAACAAUGGAGGAUAAAGUUCAUGCACAUGAUUCCAACACUAUUACAGAGAAUAACACUCAUCCUCUAGAACCUAAACAGCUUUAUAUUGAAAAUGGUAAAAUAGCAUUGCCAGAUUGGGCUAGUGACACAAGUACAACCUUAUGGUUUCCAGUCCAUGCUAUUGAUGACAGGAUGGCGAGAGCAGCAUCUGCAGUUUCAUGUGCAGAUAGCCCUCACAGGCAGAACAUGGUUGAUGGCAUGAGAACAAUUGCCUUGAAACUUGAAUUUGGAGCUUUCCGAAACCAAAUAUUUGAAAGGACCAUUGCUGUGCAUUUCACUGACCCAUUCUAUGUCACUACAAGGGUUGCCAAUAAAUGCAAUGAUGGCACUUUACUUUUGCAGGCGACGAUACACUCCCAAGUAAAAGCUACAUUGUGCUUAUAUGAUGCGUGGUUAGACCUUCAAGCUGGAUUUGUGCAUGUGAGGAAGGAAAAUGGGAGACCUGUUUCAAGUUUUUUCCCUCUCGUGAUUUCUCCAUCUUCUACUGCAGGAAUCUUGUUUAGUAUUUGUAUAGAUAAUAUGGCUAUUGCAGCAGAUCAAAAUGAGGUUGUCCAGGCAGAGAGUAUUUUGAAUGUUAUGUAUGGAAUUUCUGGUGACCGAAGUAAUGGAGCACAUUCGCCUACAUCAUUGAAGCUUGGAAGCAGUGACAAAUUAUUUUUUAAGGUUGCUAUUGCUUUACAGAGGCCCAUUCUUGAUCCAUGUAUUGCAGUUGGUUUUGUUCCUUUUUCUUCUAAUUGUCUAAGAGUUGGACAACUGAUUAAUAUGAAAUGGAGAGUUGAAAGGCUGAAAGAUCUGGAAGCUAGCCCAUCAUCCUCAUGUAAAGAUGAGGUGCUUUAUGAAGUUGAUGCCAAUCCAGAAAUCUGGAUGAUUGCUGGGAGGACCAUGGGACAUGCACUGUUGUCAAAUGCGCGAGGUUCAAGAACAGAAAUCACAGUGACAUGCAUGCCACUGGUUUCUGGGCAUGUUCGUCCCCCCCAGCUGGGUUUACCGGCAAUGGAUGAUGCAAACAUCAGUUGCAAUCCACCAGGACCUCACUUGGUGUGUGUACUGCCUCCCACCUUGAGCUCUUCUUACUGUAUUCCUGCAUGAUUUUACCAGGAAUUUGUGACUUGUAUACACGUAGCUAAUUACUCCAUGCAAUUUUGGGUUGUAAAAUUAGGUUCCAACAGAACAUGUAGCAACUUUGAUAGGGUUUUUGCUUGUACCAUUAUUCUUGUACAUGUAAAUUGUAUGCCAAAAAGGAUGUCGUGUGGGUGUGUCGUGGCCCGCGGUAGACCAGCUUAAAUUUCUAUCACAUCGCUGCAUUUUGCUACAAGAUCACGUUUCUCUUUCUGAUAUCCAAAUUCCUAUAACAUUCUAUCAUAUUAUUACAGUUAA
Zingiber officinale is the source of this 4166-nucleotide messenger RNA. Its product is annotated as trafficking protein particle complex II-specific subunit 130 homolog. The transcript is spliced from 21 exons. Lineage: Eukaryota; Viridiplantae; Streptophyta; Magnoliopsida; Zingiberales; Zingiberaceae. The record is from RefSeq and is a predicted model, not a curated record. Gene Ontology annotation, cellular component: TRAPPII protein complex. Gene Ontology annotation, biological process: early endosome to Golgi transport; intra-Golgi vesicle-mediated transport. Bases 117 to 3878 code for a protein of 1253 amino acids.